This is a messenger RNA of Melanotaenia boesemani (Boeseman's rainbowfish), 2560 nucleotides long. It is a transcript of the gene shisa9b, whose product is annotated as shisa family member 9b. The record is from RefSeq and is a predicted model, not a curated record. Gene Ontology annotation, cellular component: dendritic spine membrane; AMPA glutamate receptor complex; postsynaptic density. The transcript has 4 exons. The coding region runs from base 319 to 1458 and encodes 379 amino acids. Gene Ontology annotation, biological process: regulation of short-term neuronal synaptic plasticity; regulation of AMPA receptor activity. NCBI's taxonomy places the organism in Eukaryota, Metazoa, Chordata, Actinopteri, Atheriniformes, Melanotaeniidae.
UCAGCAACGAGCUCUGUGGUGAGAAGCCUCAGAGGUGUCUGACACCAUCCAGUACGUUUAGGGGCUAGAUACAGCUUCUUAUAUAAAUUUCCAGCCACUUGCUUUAGCAGUCUGGCCUCUGGGUGUUUGAACAACCAGUUUCUUUUUGUAUAGUCAGUUGAGAGAAAACUGCACGGUGGUAGUAGCUUUUUACGCAUGGAGGUCGGAAUCAGUUUGUUAACAUUUACGCACGGCUUUAUCUCAACUUGUCGGAAGAUGCUGGCAGGUUUAUGAGACCUUGUCAGGGCAUCAAGGGGGGUGCGCAAAAAGUGAGCAACGAUGCGGGGCGCUGAGCUGCUGCUCGGUUACUUUCUGGUUAAAGUUAUCUUGUGCGAUGCGGAGGGCGAGCCGGCUCAAACCUUGGAUGAAUUAAUGAUAGUUACAGGGUUUAACGAGUCAGCGGAAGAAGAGAGCAUAGUCACAGAAAUUCCGCACACGGAGGACAAGUGCCGUGGCUACUACGACGUGAUGGGUCAGUGGGACCCGCCGUUUGUGUGCAGGACAGGCAGCUACCUGUACUGCUGCGGCACCUGUGGCUUCAGGUUCUGCUGCGCGUUUAAAAGCUCCCGGCUGGACCAGACCACCUGUAAGAAUUAUGAUACUCCGCCGUGGAUGAUGACCGGCAGACCCCCGUCAAAAGUGGACGUUGCGUUGGAGUCUGCAAAGGAUAAGACCAACCUCAUUGUGUAUGUUAUAUGUGGGGUCGUGGCCAUAAUGGCACUGAUAGGGAUUUUCACAAAGCUGGGUUUGGAAAAGACGCACCGUCCACACAGAGAAAAUAUGUCACGAGCUCUUGCACAUGUAAUCCGCCAUCCGGCCUCAGAUCAUACAGAUGACAUCGGACUCAGCCAACAAUAUGAGAACAUACAAACCGGGUUAACACUCAACAGUUUUCACAACAGCCAGAUGAACAAUGCAGCUCAAUCACCGACUUUAAUAAGUCAGCCGUAUCCAGAAGUUGGACAAAUUACCAGCCCGUAUGAACAACAGAUGCCUCUCAAAGAUCUCAACAAGUACACCACUCUCAAGGCUGUGGCAGAGAAAAUGAAUGACAGCUACCAAAGCAACCGACUACAAGCAAUUGAGAUGACAACCAAGGGCAGCCUUCCAAUGGAAGGUGUGGAUAUGGAACCAGAGCCUAGCAAUCCUUACAGCCCACCCAGACAGCUGUCUAUGAAGCAGAAUGAACAGAAGUACAAAAGUCCCAGGAGCUACAGCUCCCAGUCACUGUCUUGCAGUUCCAGCACUGCAGCCAGCCCAGGCGUGCUAAGACCCUGGCAGAGCAAGGACACACUGGGACACCGACAGAGCUAUGGCAUAAAAAAACUCUGCAUCAUAGAAAAGGAGCCGUUCAACACUCGUUACAUGCCUCCACAACCAUACUUUGUUACCAACAGCAAGACAGAGGUGACAGUAUGAGGACCUGUCAUCAGGGUUAAAAUGCAUAUGCAUGUAAGAAAGAUUGUAACUGCUGACUAGUGUUGCAAGAAAGCCGCAUGGACUGUAAUAUCUGUAUAUGUGUACGGGAUGGGCAGCAAUAAAGUUGCAAUCAAAUGGUGACUUGUACAGGACUCUGGGCCAAUAACUGUGCUUCAGAAGGGCACACUAAUGAAUAUGUUGUGUUUGAUGCUCACAUAAUCCAACUGCUGAAGUCACAUAACUCAUAUAUCCCGGUGUUAAGAUGUGACACAUUAAGCUCUGUUGUCAGUAAAUAUCAAAGGACUUAAAGUCUUUUCUGUAAGAAUAUGUCUGUAUGAAAUUAGAGUUGAGCAGCCUGUGAUUGAUGUAUUGAUUGGCUGACUAUAGAUGAAAUGUGUCACUACAAUGCAGUUAAUGUUUUAAUGUCAGUACUGAUCACAUACUGAAAGGCAUCAAUUAAACCAUUAAUUUAAUAGGUACUGAAUCAUUAGCAAAACCCAAGGUUGUUUUUGUAUGUUUUUUUGUUUCCUGCUCUUUCCUGUUUCAUGUUCUCAAUCUGAACCCUCUUAAAUAUUUCUGACACUGGCACUGUAAUACAAAAUUUCUCAAAAUUUUACUUUAAGUAAAAAAGGUUCAUAAGGAACAGGACAAGAAAUUUAAGUUAACCUGUUUUUAAGAAAGCUGUGAUACUGUGUAAAAUGUCAGUUACAGCAGAAUGCACUGAUUUGCAUAUCUGGUAAAGCCUUCAUUUAAUAUCAUGUCAGCUACUGAAACUGAAAUCCUUUUUAUUUAUUUAUUUGUUUUAUUAUUUUAUUAUUAUUAUUAUUGCAUUUAAAAAAAUAUAAAUAUUUUUUAUUUAAUGGCACAACAUGUUUUCAUAUGCUGUUUUCAUGCAGCAUUAAAAACAGUAAUUCUGCAAUUGAAAACACUGCACGGGCUCUAGAAACUCAAUCACACAUUAAAAUAUAUUACAGUUACGUUUGUCCGCAUGUCCAUGGUGAAGAAGUGUCCCACUGAACACAUCAUAGUUGAGCAGUUUUACCACUGUGACAGUUUCACAUCAUGUUAAAUGCAACCAAGGGAAGAUUUUAAAAGGAUAAAA